AUGGCGACAACCACAAAGCUUCUUCAAUUCCGCCCGAAACUCAAACACUUUUCUGAACCAAAACUAAAGUUCUUCUCUUCUUCUUCUUCUUCUACAUCAAAUCCGAAUCCUGAACCCACCGAAACACCUACAUCCGAGCCCAACCAAACGCCUACAUCUAAACCAUUCUCUUUUUCAUCUAUUGUCAAUAAUCCCCAAAACCCAUCUUCACAAGCUGCAGCUUUUGACGAAGUAAGAAAAAGCCUUGCAGGAUUCCGUAGCCGUUCUGGUUCAGCACCAUCACCGCAGUCAUUUCAAGAACUAUAUCAAAGAAAUGUCAAUAAUGUCAGGUCUGAAGUUCCUUACAAUGCGAAUCAGAGACCACCCCCAACUGGAAAUGUUGGGUUCAAUGCUAUUAGUGCAAGCCUGCGUAACUUAAGCGUGAAUAACAACUACAAUAACAGCCAGAAUGAGAGUAAAGGGAAGUUGUAUGAAUCGUUAUCACUUUCGCGAUAUACGGAGAGUUUUAAGUUGAGACCUGAUAUGGGUAAAGAUGUGAAAAGGUCGGGAAUGGUGAUUGGUGGGAGUGGGAAUUUGCCUGCAUCUUUUUAUCGGAAGGAGAUGAUGAGGGAUAAAGAGGGUGAUAAGGAAGGGAUGAAGAUGGAGUUAACUAGGAAUUAUAGGCAUGGUGAAUUAGGAGAGAAGUUGAAAAUGUUGAGGCCGAUAAAGAAGGAGGAGAAAGGUUGGUUUUCGUUGCAUGAGUUGAACGACAGAUUGAUGAAGGUGAGGGAAGCUGAUGAGAUUGAGAGCAAGACGAUGGUAGCUGGUGUCGUGUAUAAGGAUUUGAAAGAGUCUCUUUAUCUAAUAAGUCAGAAUGGUGAUUCAAAGCCUAAGAAGACAAUGAUUCAGAGACUUGAUGUCUUGGGGCAGCUGGGUGGUACUCCAAGCUUUAUGUUGCAUCCACCAAAAGAACACUUGGUUGAAAAGUUCUUUCACCCAGAUAACAUGUCAUCUGGGGAAAAAAUGAAACUGGAGCUACAAAAAGUUAGAGAUGAAUUUAAAAUGUCAGAGUCGGAUUGUGGAUCUGCUCGUGUUCAAGUGGCUCAACUUACAACAAAAAUAAAGCACCUAUCUUCAGUUCUUCACAAAAAAGAUAAGCACUCUCGUAAGGGUCUACAACAAAUGGUUCAAAAUAGGAAGAAGUUAUUGAAGUAUUUGCGAAGGACAGAUUGGGACUCUUACUGCCUCGUUCUUUCUAAGCUUGGUCUCCGAGACAACCCAGAUUACAAGUUCUAGACCAGCACGUAUGACAUACUACUUGAAUGCAGUUUUUCUUUGGCAGUUUGCCGGAAGCUUUUUCCAUACUAAAACUUCUCCUCUCAUUUGGGGGUAGAGGCGAUGAGGGGGAUGAACUUUUGUUGUUUGGUUCACUGCCUCCCAAGGGAAGCUCAUAACUGGUCUUUGAAAGGAGAGUCAAAUGUAAGAUACCAUGUUUUUAAUUUCUUUUUUCUUUUCUUUUUAUAACG
Messenger RNA from Solanum verrucosum, 1505 nucleotides. RefSeq lists its product as uncharacterized. The transcript is spliced from 5 exons. Gene Ontology annotation, cellular component: ribosome. Lineage: Eukaryota; Viridiplantae; Streptophyta; Magnoliopsida; Solanales; Solanaceae. Gene Ontology annotation, molecular function: structural constituent of ribosome. The record is from RefSeq and is a predicted model, not a curated record. Gene Ontology annotation, biological process: translation. Bases 1 to 1275 code for a protein of 424 amino acids.